AUGAAUUUUAAAAGUUUUAACGCGAAACUUCAUAUACCGUUUAAUCCAGCUGGUGAUUUAUAUUCACAAUUAUAUGACUAUUCAAAAAGUAGAUUAUUUACAUACUGUGAUGACAUACAAGGUUAUAUUUUAACUAUCCGUAUUGAAGAAUUAAAUCAAUUAUCUAAUAUCUUGGAUAACGGGAAUUGUCUGGUAGAAACUUAUAUAAACGGAGAAUCUUUGAGCCUGAAAGAAGGUGAUGUUAUAAAAGUAGAAAAUGGUGUAUUUUUGAAUUUUAUUAAGUGUGUGAAUGUAAAUAAUGAAGUUAGUUCUAUUACAGGUGCUGUUAAAGUAAUAAAGAUAAAAAACUUUCCAGAGAUUGUUGUGGAAGAAAUUAAACAAGAAUGA
This is a messenger RNA of Hepatospora eriocheir, 387 nucleotides long. Lineage: Eukaryota; Fungi; Microsporidia; Hepatosporidae. The record is from the annotation of a GenBank genome assembly.